Molecule: messenger RNA, 587 nt
Organism: Zymoseptoria tritici IPO323
Lineage: Eukaryota; Fungi; Ascomycota; Dothideomycetes; Mycosphaerellales; Mycosphaerellaceae
Product: 40S ribosomal protein S22
Exons: 3
Coding region: 92-484 (130 amino acids)
Biological process (GO): translation
Cellular component (GO): ribosome; cytosolic small ribosomal subunit
Molecular function (GO): structural constituent of ribosome
Source: RefSeq, a predicted model, not a curated record
CACCACUACAGCUCCAAGCUACCAUCCAAAACACCUGAGACACCUCAAGCCGCCCACCGCGCCCUGAGAAUCUCACGUCAAUACCGCAAACAUGGUCAAGACUUCCGUCCUCAACGAUUGCCUCAAUGCGAUCAACAACGCCGAGAAGACCGGCAAGCGCCAGGUCCUGAUCCGACCCAGCUCCAAGGUCAUCGUCAAGUUCCUCCAGGUCAUGCAGAAGCACGGCUACAUUGGAGAGUUCGAGGAGGUUGAUGACCACCGCAACGGCAAGAUCGUCAUCCAGCUCAACGGCCGCCUCAACAAGACCGGUGUCAUCAGCCCACGCUACAACGUCCAGCUCAACGACCUCGAGAAGUGGGUUGUCAAGCUCCUGCCAUCGCGUCAAUUCGGCUACAUCGUCCUCACCACCUCUGCCGGUAUCAUGGACCACGAGGAGGCCAGGCGGAAGCACGUCGCUGGCAAGAUCAUCGGUUUCUUUUACUAGAUAUCGAGGUCAGUCGGCGAUGAGGAAGGGCAAGGAAAGAAUGCCAGCAUAGCGCGGCGUUCGUGGCUAUAGCAGCAUUCAAUCAAAAAGUCAUUUCGCUUCC